Fusarium odoratissimum NRRL 54006 is the source of this 2986-nucleotide messenger RNA. Its product is annotated as MFS transporter, NNP family, nitrate/nitrite transporter. The transcript has 3 exons. Gene Ontology annotation, cellular component: membrane. The coding region runs from base 1198 to 2739 and encodes 513 amino acids. Gene Ontology annotation, biological process: nitrate transmembrane transport; nitrite transport. Gene Ontology annotation, molecular function: nitrate transmembrane transporter activity; nitrite transmembrane transporter activity. Lineage: Eukaryota; Fungi; Ascomycota; Sordariomycetes; Hypocreales; Nectriaceae. The record is from RefSeq and is a predicted model, not a curated record.
CCGCCACCCUUUCGCUCCGCGGAGAUUCACAUUUCAACGCUCCAAAUACCACCACGGCCUUAUCUCUCAACCGACUGGGUGCUAGUCAAUGCCCCUGGACAAAAGCCACCCUACAGCGGCUCGGGGAUCGCAGUAGCCUUGUCCCUUAUCGCGGCUCUUGUCUGAUCGCCCUGCCGCAGCCCGUCACACCUGGCACACCUGGCGCCCCUGACCAAUGGCAUGUUGGAUAUUUGACCACGGACGAUCAGCUUAUCGUAGGUGAGCAGCUUGGCUUGCAGAUAGGAGCUGCCCAGGCUAGUACAGUCGUAGUAGCUUCGGUACAUGGCCGUCAGUCUGAAUGCCUGAUGAUGCUGCAGGCCUUAUCUCGCCAUGCCAUACCAUGCCCACGCGAGGACGAGUCUUGUCUUCCGACAUGCAUUCUUUGAGACAGGAUAUGGAACCCCAAGCCAAAAAGCACAUGCAAAUACCUACCAUUCGUCUGAAUCGUUAUCUCUGCCGGUUAAUUCAGUUCCGAAAAUUGGCUGCCCUUUCUCGCUCGCUUGACUGAUUACGCCUCGACACUUCAGGUUAUCUAUCCAGGAACUGUCAGGGGCUCAUGGCAUGUUUUCCUAAAACACCAAAAUAUUUCUUGGAUACUUGACAAAAAAACCUCUGAAUCUAUAAUUGCAGAGCAAGUGUUCCGCCAAGAACGAUCGUUACCGUUGAGAGGCUACCACGUUAUCAACUUAUCGGCCACUGAGACUCUGUAACACUGCAUUUCAACGGGCCGCUCUUAGCCCCCGUCAUCAGCCCAGUUCUUAUCGGAUUAACGAGGAAUCGUUUGCAGAAAUCUGGUUUGAGCAUCUCCGGCCUUCCGGACUAUUGCUGGCUUGUUCACUCACCACAGUCUCAUUGAGACAGCACAGCCAGAUAGACCUCUUAUCGACUCGAAUUCCCACAAAAAAGAUCUAGGAAAUCCGGAGAUACAGUUUUCGAUAUUCUUGUCAAUCUGGGGUCGUGGAGUAUACGAUAUUCUUAUUCUAUAUAUCUUCCAAGCAUUGUCCAUUUCCAAAAAAGAUAUUCACCAAGCUCAACAUCGACAAGCAACUCAGAGACAAACGGAAACCUCUUAGCUCUCACGAAUUCUUUCAUCCGUUUUCAAGAGAGCCAAAUUAGUUGUCUUGACAUUUCCCAAUCUCAUCGAUUAGCUUGUUCAAGAUGGGUUUUCAAAUCGCCCACCUGUGGAAGGCCCCUGAGGUCAACCCCAUCAGCCGAAAAGCACGAAGUGUGCCUAUGCUCAACCCUAUCGACAUCUAUGGUCGAGUAUUCUCUUUCUCAUGGCUCGGUUUCAUGCUUGCUUUCUGGGCAUGGUACACCUUCCCACCCCUAUUGACGGUCACUAUCAAAGAAGAUCUUCAUCUCACACCGGCUCAAAUCGCAAACUCCAACAUCGUUUCUCUAUCUGCUACUUUCUUCCUUCGAUUCUUGACCGGCCCUCUUUGUGAUCUGUAUGGACCUCGACGUGUAUUUGCCUACUUGAUUCUCCUCGGCUGCUUCCCCAUUGGCCUCGCACCACUUGUCAACAGCGCCACUGGCCUAUAUAUCUCUCGAUUCUUCAUUGGUAUUCUCGGUGCAACUUUUGUCCCUUGCCAGGUUUGGUGCACUGGUUUCUUCGAUAAGAAUGUUGUCGGCACUGCCAAUGCCCUUGCCGGUGGCUGGGGUAAUGCAGGUGGUGGAAUCACUUACUUCAUCAUGCCUGCCGUCUUCGACUCACUAGUCGCUCACCAGGGCAUGUCCCCUUCCAAGGCGUGGAGGGUUACCUUCAUUGUCCCCUUGAUCUGCCUGAUCGUCUGCGGUCUCGGCAUGCUGUUCCUUUGCCCUGACAGCCCUAUGGGAUCGUGGGAGGAUCAGGCUAUGCUCGUCCGAAAGAACAUGGAGGCUCAUGGAAUGUCUAGCUCUGGUGACGUUACUCCCGUCGGUACACCUGACCGCUGCGGUUCAGAUGAGGAGAAGAACCCCGGUGAGGAGAGGGAUGUCAAGGUUGGCGACCACGAGCACCCUAUCUCGCGCAACGAGGCCAUGGAGUUCGCUCGAGGUGAGGUCAUUGUCAAGCCAACUCUUCGUGAUGCCCUCCAUGUCUGCUACUCUCCCCAGACCAUCUUCCACGUGGCGACCUAUGCAUGCUCCUUCGGUGGCGAGCUUGCUAUCAACGCCAUUCUGAGCUCCUACUUCAAGAAGAACUUCCCCCACCUCGAUCAGACCAAGGCCAGCAACUACGCCGCUAUCUUUGGUUUCCUCAACUUCCUCAACCGUCCUCUUGGUGGAGUUAUUGCCGACAUCAUCUACAACAAGUGCGGACGCAACCUCUGGCUCAAGAAGGUCUGGAUCGUCGCUUGCGGUGUGCUGACCGGAGCUCUUCUCAUUGUCAUCGGAAAGGUCAACCCCUCUGAAGCCAAUGGCGGUGAUAUUGGUACUUUGGUUGGCCUCGUCGUGGUCAUGGCCAUCUUCAUCGAGGCUGGCAACGGUGCCAACUUUGCUCUUGUACCUCACGUUCACCCCUCUGCCAACGGUAUCCUUUCAGGCCUGACCGGUGGUGGUGGUAACAUUGGUGGUAUCAUGUUUGCUGUUGUCUUCCGCUUCAUGCACGGCGGUAACGACUACGCCAUGGGUCUCUGGGUCAUUGGCAUUAUUACCAUCGCGUUGAACUUGGCGGUUUGCUGGAUUCCUCCUCUGCCCAAGGGCCAGGUUGGUGGCCACUAAGUGCAGAGUUGCAGUAUUGGAAAAGGGAAAAAUACGAAUGGGAUAGACGAGUGUUUUAUGAACUUGUUAACUGGUUUAAACGGCGAGCGGGCGCGCACUGGAAUUGGUCACGAUUUGCGAAUGGUUAAACCAUUGUUGGGAUAGAAGGAAUUGGUACGGAGUAGCUAGGAUAUCCCGCCGCAUCAGGCUCGAUGCGAGAUUCAUUUCAUGAAUAUUAUUGGAUCAUAAUUAACCAAAUGUCUUCGAA